AUGGCGGCCGUUGACCCUGGACUCGGAUUGAACACUGCGCCGGCCGAGGAUCCUCUGAAAGGAGCGAUGGAGAAAGAGACGAAUGGGUCGUUGGUCGAAGAGGACAGGCCUGUUGCACCUGAUCAAUUCGACCCGAAGUGGGAGACGACCAAGAAAGAGAUCUGGGCCUAUUAUGCAUACUAUAUCGGAAAUAACGGGCUUACGCUAUUCAACUUUGCACCGACAGCAGCCAGGAAUUUGGUGUAUCAGCAUGCCGAAGCCAUUGGAGGCAAGGAUAACACCAUUGUCUACUUCGCUGGCGCAAACAGGACGAUCAACAGCGUCGUCCUUCUCUGCAAUGGCAUCAGCUUCGCGAUACAAAUCGUAGUCUUCCUCAUUCUAGGAUCUUACGCCGACUUCGGGACUUUUCGUCCAAACAUCCUCAUUGUUCUUUCCUUGAUCGCCUGGGGCAUUGGCUUCGGUUGGUUGGGAGUACACACAGCCGACGACUGGCAGAUCGGUUUGGGUCUGUACAUCGUCGGUUUAAUCGCCUACCAACUCUGCCUCACGUACUGGACAGCCGCAUUCCCAGGUCUGGCAAGGAACACGCGAGAACUUCGGAACAAAGCCCAAGAAUACGAAAAUGGCCAAAUCACACGCGAACAGUACGACCACGCUGACAGCAUGAAGCGUAACGAACUCAGCAACGUAGCUUUCUACGUCCAAUCCGUCGCAGAAAUCAUCCUCCUCGCCAUCAUCGUCGGAAUCAUGUUCGCACUUCAUGUCAACGCCUCGACGGCCAACAACAACUGGGGUCUCUCUGUCCUCAUAUCCUUCGCCUCGGGAGUCUGGAUGCUAGUCGCAAUUCCUUGGUUCAUAUGGGAGAAACGGCGUCCAGGUCAAGAUCCUGGUAUGAACAUCGUCCUCGCAGGAUUCUGGCAAUUAUGGCACGCACUCACGCAAAUCUGGCAGCUACGGCAAAGUCUCUUCUAUCUGAUCGGAUACUUCUUACUAGGCGACUCCCUCAACACCACUGUCACCGUCAUCGCAACCCUCCUGAAUGAGAUUGUGGCGUAUAAUACCCUUCAACUCACAUAUCUCCUCCUGGUCGGAAUCGCGGCGCAAGCCACCAUGUUUAAUGCCGUGGCUGUGGCGAUUAUCUUGCUGGACGGAUGGGGAAUGAUCGGGAUCUGGACGGAUCAGUUCGGGUUUCAUAAUACUUGGGAAGUUUGGGUGUAUCAGGCUUUCUAUGGCUUGUUUGUCUGUCCUUGGUACAGUUAUUCUCAGACGAUGAUCUCCGAAAUCACCCCGCGCGGCAAAGAAUUCCUCUUCUUCUCACUUUUCAGCAUCAUCGGCAAAACUUCAAGUUUCAUCGGCCCGUUCAUCUCCUCGGCGAUUAUCGACGACACUGGAGGGAAUGACUCUUCGCCUUUUUCCUUCCUUUUCGCUUUGAGUGUCGCUAGUGCGGUUUGGUUGUGGUUCUUUGUUGAUGUGGAGAAGUCGAGGAUUGAACAGGUGGGGUUUUUGGAGAGGGAGGGAUCAUCGGUGAUGCUGACGAUUGUGCGAAACAGGUUCAGUAUUGCCUUCAUCUUCGCGCUUCCUCCGUGGGUAGCUGCCGUUGGCCUCAAAUAG
Messenger RNA from Pseudocercospora fijiensis CIRAD86, 1611 nucleotides. RefSeq lists its product as uncharacterized. Lineage: Eukaryota; Fungi; Ascomycota; Dothideomycetes; Mycosphaerellales; Mycosphaerellaceae. The record is from RefSeq and is a predicted model, not a curated record. The coding region runs from base 1 to 1611 and encodes 536 amino acids. The transcript is spliced from 4 exons.